Trichomonas vaginalis G3 is the source of this 228-nucleotide messenger RNA. RefSeq lists its product as uncharacterized. The record is from RefSeq and is a predicted model, not a curated record. NCBI's taxonomy places the organism in Eukaryota, Parabasalia, Trichomonadida, Trichomonadidae. The transcript has a single exon. Bases 1 to 228 code for a protein of 75 amino acids.
AUGACGUGUAAAAAUGCUCUAUUCUGCAAACCAUCAGACAUGAAAGACAAGAAUUUCCAAAUGAGCAUUAAAGAUAAAUGUGAUAAGAAACAGAGAAGAAUAGAUGGUAAACAAACAUGGUGUUAUGUUUUGAAAGAAGAAAUGAAAGGAUUAUAUAAACAGGUUGAACCAAACGAUAAUGAGGAUUCAUUUACUGACGAUGAAAUACCUGUAAAUGAAGCUUUAUAA